Messenger RNA from Clavispora lusitaniae ATCC 42720, 918 nucleotides. Its product is annotated as carbon-nitrogen hydrolase family protein. Lineage: Eukaryota; Fungi; Ascomycota; Pichiomycetes; Serinales; Metschnikowiaceae. The record is from RefSeq and is a predicted model, not a curated record. Gene Ontology annotation, biological process: detoxification of nitrogen compound. Gene Ontology annotation, molecular function: nitrilase activity; nitrile hydratase activity.
AUGACGAAAUACACCGUUGCAGCCUUGCAAAUUGGAGCAAGCAAAGAAGGUACACCAAAGACUGUUGAAAAGAUUUUGAGCUAUGAACAAGAGCUUAUCGACAAAAAAGUGAAGUUGGUGGUGCUCCCAGAGGCUACAAUCGGAGGAUAUCCAAAGGGAAGCCAAUUUGGUACGUACUUGGGUUACCGUUUGCCUGAAGGAAGAAAAGAGUUCGUUGAGUAUCAUAAACAGUCGAUCGAAGUCCCGGGCCCUGAGAUCUCCCAAUUAGAAGGGUUAAGUAAACGAACGGGCACAAUGAUAGUGACUGGAGUCAUAGAAAGGGGCGGAAGUACGUUGUACUGCACAAUGGUUUACAUUGACCCCGAUCAGGGUUUCGUAGGUAAGCAUAGAAAAUUAAUGCCUACGGCCACGGAAAGAUUAGUUUGGGGCCAAGGAGAUGGUUCAACGCUCUAUGUUGCCGAAUCAAAGGAGUUGGGGGGAAUUGGAGGCGGUAUUUGCUGGGAGAAUUACAUGCCUUUAUACCGCGCGGCAUAUUAUGCGAAAGGCUUAAACAUUUAUGUUGCACCCACUGUUGAUGAUAGAGAGAUCUGGGCAUCUUUAAUCAAGACCAUUGCCGUGGAAGGUCGUCAAUUUGCUAUUUCAGCUGUUCCUUUUUUGUCCUGGGAGGAGCACACCCGCGAUGUCCCAGGCUAUACCCGGGAACAGCCUAUCAACGGUGGUUCAUUGAUUGUCGAUCCAUACGGAGAAGUUUUAGCUGGUCCUUUCGUGGGAGAAGAAGGCUUGUUGACGGCUGAAAUUGAUUUAGACAUUAUUCUUGAGGCCCGUUACGACCUUGACCCUACUGGACAUUAUACUCGUCCUGAUGUCUUUAAAUUGACUGUUGACGAAAGACCAAGAGGUGUUGUGUUUGACAAAUGA